CUGUGUGGCACGACCUACCUGAUAAAUGCACCAAGACACACUCUAGUUAGGAGAACCAAAGAGUAAGUCUACACGACGGCCUCCCUGAAACACAGAGCCGCCGGGUUGCAUCGUCUGCUGGCCGUCGCGGCGAAGGAGCCUCGUCAGUCGAGCGCAGAAGGCGUGGUGCCAAGCAGUAAGAAUGAGUACAAGUGAAUGUGUCCUCGGGAUUGAUAUUGGGACAACGUCUGUUAAGUGCUGUUUGGUGGAUGUCAGCUCAAGAGAAGUCAUCUCAAGUCAGAAGAAGGACACGUACUCCGAUGUCCCCAGUGAACUUGGUACAGAAGGUAGCAAACAAGAUGUUCCACGUAUAUUGUCAGCCCUGCAGAUGUGUGUUUCCAGGCUACCUAGAGAAGCUACACGCAAGGUGACACGUAUAGGUGUAUGCGGCCAGAUGCAUGGCUGUAUGCUUUGGAAACAUGGACAGGCUUGGGAACAAAAGCCAGAUUCAGAUAGGUUUGAAAUUCGUGAAGUAAGCAACUCGUAUACAUGGCAAGACAAUAGAUGCACGCAGGAAUUUCUCUCAUCUUUACCAGUUCCAGAAUCACAUCUUUCCAUUGCAUCUGGAUAUGGAUGUGCAACAUUACUGUGGUUUUCCAAGAAUAAACCAGAAAAGUUAACAAGAUUCAACAGAGCUGGAACUAUCCAUGACUUCCUUGUCUGUAUGUUGUGUGGGCUAGACCGGCCUGUUAUGUCAGUGCAGAAUGCUGCAUCAUGGGGUUUCUUCAACACCAUCACCAAGAAAUGGAAUGAGGAGCUCCUGCAGGAAGCAGGUCUGACCAGUGAUCUACUUCCCACUGUUGUAGACUCAGGACAAGAGGCUGGGCAGCUUGAGAACUCAUGGUAUGGAAUCCCUGCCAAGACACCAGUCAUUGCUUCACUAGGUGAUCUUCAGUGUUCAGUUCUGCCACUGUUGUCUGGAAAUGAUGUAGCUGUAAUAAAUAUAUCGACAUCAGCCCAGCUCUGCUUCAGGAUGUCAGAGGACUUUGUGCCACCAGAACAACCUCCUAGCAGCCCACAGCCAAUUGAGUAUUUCCCUUUCUUCGACAACACAUACUUGGCAGUAGCAGCAUCUUUAAAUGGUGGCAAUGUCCUGGCAGCAUUUGUGAGAACUGUACAGCAGUGGAGUCUUGAGUUAGGUUUCCAAGUUCCACAAUCAAAGAUUUGGCAGAGAAUUCUAGCCCUUGGUGCAGAGCCUCAGAGUCAGUCUUCAUUAGUAGUUGAACCUACAAUAUUUGGGGAACGUCAUUCACCACAAGAGAAUGCUAUGGUGUCAAAUAUAGAUUUAGGAAACAUAUCACUAGGGAAAGUGACAAGAGGACUAUGCAAAGGAGUCAUCACAAAUAUACACAGCAUGAGCCACGAUCCUACUCGAGAAACGAAUCACAAAACAUAUGAACAGCCUACAAGAAACCUAUACGCACAAAAACUGGGAAAGCAUAUACUGCCAGUGUCUCUGGACUCCCGAGGUGAUGCUGCGUAUGGGUCUGCUUUGGCAGCCAUUAAUUCCAAAGCACCCUGAAGAUAGUUAUUUAGAAUUGCUAAGAGUUAAGAUUUGAAAUCUUACUUGCAAGUAUAUUGCCUACUGCACAAUAUUUCUGAAGUGAGAAAUAUGAAUUGUUAUAGAGAGACAUGAAUAUUGAAAUCUGUUAUAAUUUCUUAAAUUGUUAUUAUCUUGUUUCACAGAUUUUAUGCCUUGUAAAGUACAUACUGUUCUUCAUUUUUGUUACAAAACUUUUGUGUGCGUGCGUGCGUGCGUGCGUGCGUGGGUGUGUGUGUGUGUGUGUGUGUGUGUGUGUGUUUAUGCAUGUGCAUGUGAAUAUAUGCAUGUACAUUCAUUUAUGCCCAUAUAUUAUAUAAAAGUGAAUAAAGGUAAUGAAAAAUACAUUAGCAAUAAGCCAGAGGCCCUUCGAUUUUCAGUCACUGUUAGAGUUUACAAGUAUCUUUACAUGUGUUAUUAGAGGAUUUUAAGUUUUUGUUUCAUCAUAUGAAAUGCCAGAAAAGGUUUCUGCAGCAUUUGAUGUAUUAAAGUAUCAUACAGCACUGAUGCAGAAGGGUGGGUACCUAAUAAUAUGAUGAUCUUGCAUAUAUACCUCUGAUAGGAAUGUCAGCUGAUCUGUAGCAUGUUAUUCUCUGAUAAUGAAUGGGAUUGGAAAUUCUCUUUUUUACUGCACAUGAAUGCUUUGAUGUAUUUGAUGAUGUGUUUAUCAGUCUCUCAUUCAGCAGGAUAGAACUUCAGUAAACCAUCUUCAGUGCAUAUCAAACAUUGCUAUGUUAUUUUAUAUUCAUGAUGUUUUCAGAGUAGCAUACAGUGACCCAAAGGCCACUUAGAGAGAUGUUUUAUUGUCAUGUAUUUGUAGAUUUCUUUUCCCCAAUAUCCAUUAGAAUAUAAUUCUUCAUGGCUAUUACUCUCCAUCCACUAAUAUCCAGUUAGUACUCCAGUUAGACUUUAUGUAAUAUAUCUUUGAUGAGCUUCAUUAAUUUAUUAAAUCACAACUUUGUCCUUAUUUAGCAUUGAAUAGAACUUUAGUUCACUGUAGACUAUAAGAAAAGUAUAUUUUGCUGUAGAAACAAACUGCAAUACAGCACAUCUUAGAGUGCAGUCUUAGUGAAAGAUGCACAAUUUCCAAUGAUAGUGAUGUGCUCAUGUAUAGAUUCUUCUUUACUUUUGUCUUCAUCUUUGUCUUCCUUUCCUUAGCUACUAGUCAGUGCUGUAGAUAUAAUAUUAUUCAUAGUAAAGACAUAAAUGUUGACUAGUUGAUGCUAAGAGUGCUUAUAUAUAAUCUCCAGUGAUUUUGUUUUAUUUAUCUAAUUUUAAAUGCAUAGAUGGCUCCACAAAUGUUUUGUCAUUAUGUCAUAAUAAUAUUAGUAAUAGUUACAUUAAUAACAGGCAGAAUAUUUAUAGAAGAAAAACCUUUUCCCCAGAAAAUUCAAGGAAUGGGAUAUACAUAUGAGGUCAAAUAGGCCCUGCCAUUGACUUUUUGGCGACUAAGUGCUUGUGGAGCCAUCUGUGUAUAAUAAAAAGGAUAAAAGAGCUAUAGUGGAGAGUACUUGUAUAUAAGCAUACCUGGCAUUUGCAGGUGAAGCAAGUAGGAUACCUGGAGAAGUGAACAUUAUUUCAGUAAAGUAUUAUGUUACAGAAAAAAAUGCUCAAUUAAGUUGCUUUAUACGUUCUUUAGUUCAUUGUAUUUUAUUAAUUAGCUGUAGCAUCAUAUUAUUUCUAUGGUACUAAACUUGCAAUAUCUCCAGAUUGCUGUAUAGGGCUGCAUAGGAACUAGAGUCCCAAAUAUUGAAUAAAUGACUUGCAUGCAAAGCUUUGGAAAAUAUAUACUGGGGACUUAGUGUAUCGUCAAUAAAUAUAAUCAAGCA
Penaeus monodon (black tiger shrimp) is the source of this 3408-nucleotide messenger RNA. Its product is annotated as sedoheptulokinase-like. Lineage: Eukaryota; Metazoa; Arthropoda; Malacostraca; Decapoda; Penaeidae. Gene Ontology annotation, biological process: carbohydrate metabolic process. Bases 182 to 1561 code for a protein of 459 amino acids. Gene Ontology annotation, cellular component: cytosol. The record is from RefSeq and is a predicted model, not a curated record. Gene Ontology annotation, molecular function: sedoheptulokinase activity. The transcript has 10 exons.